AUGAAACUUAUCCAGGUGUUAUCAUUCCUCCAUGUAGAGAUCAUUGGUAGUAAUAAGGUGGUGGUAGUAGUCAACUACCAACCUUGUGGGCUUGACGAACUUGAACUGUGCCAGGGCGAUGUCAUUCGUGUCCUUUUCAAAGAUGAUGAGUCGCGGUGGUUUGGAAGGCUUCAGAAUGGGCAGCAAGGUUACUUCCCCGUGACUCAUGUGACAAAAUUUUACCAGAAGGAUGAGCCCGUGAAACUUUUUCCAAGCUCAUUACAGAGGAACUCAGUCCAGGCUGAGACUGCAGAUGUCCUUGGAGGCAGUACAGAGCUACGGUCCCAGAGGGGUGGGGAGGAAGGCCUUUUCCUGGCUCUGAGGCCUGGGGCCUCUCUCCCGCUAAUGGGGGACCCGGCCCACGGCUCCCCCAGCCUGCUCCGCAGGAUCCUGUCCAAGCCCAGGAGGGCCUGCGAAUGCCAGGGGGCCACGAACGGGGCCUUCGAACCCGACUGACUGGCUCAUGUCACUAGAUUACUAAGGGAU
Molecule: messenger RNA, 525 nt
Organism: Anguilla rostrata (American eel)
Lineage: Eukaryota; Metazoa; Chordata; Actinopteri; Anguilliformes; Anguillidae
Product: vexin-like
Exons: 4
Coding region: 1-495 (164 amino acids)
Biological process (GO): neuron differentiation; neurogenesis
Molecular function (GO): protein binding
Source: RefSeq, a predicted model, not a curated record